GAAAAUAGGCCAAUAGCAUCGCGUUUCAUUUUCGUCAACCCAACUAACUUGAUUACACGCAAACUAUCGUGAGUCCAGGGACGCUUGGCGCCAGAUACUUCGUUCUGGAUGGUGUGCUACCUCGGAUAGAUCAAGAAGUGACUUGCAUCCAUCUCCAAGGUACCUCUAAUAGCAUUCCCUUUGUUAGACCAGCACCUCCAAGUCUUGCAGGAUGACUAGGUCCAAGGUCAGUAGGGUCAUUCCCGUGACCUACCCUCCCGGAUCCAAGGAGUUGACCCCUGACCUAUCCAAGGAUGAGAUGGUUAGACGACUCAAAAUGUUGGCCAGGGUGUUCCAAGACAUGGAACAGGAAGAGGACACCACCCCGUAUGAGCCCCUAGCCCUCCACCUCUUGGAACCCUUUCUCUUCAAGCAUUCUAGCAAGGAUGUACGGCUUCUUGUGGGUUGUUGUCUUGCGGAUGUCUUCAGGAUAUUUGCUCCUGAGGCACCUUACAGGACCGGCGAGCAGCUCAAGUUGAUAUUCCAAUUCCUGAACAAGCAGCUUUGGGGUCUAGAGAAUGUUGAUGGCCCCUCCUGGAAGAGAUACUUCUACCUCCUGGAGAACCUAGCUAUGGUGAAGUCAUUCAAUAUCUGCAUGGAGCUGGAAGAUUCUGCAGAGAUCUUCGUCGAGCUCUUCACCAUCUUCUUCAGUAUCAUCAAUGAGAAGCAUACCCCAAAGGUCCGCACCUUCAUGUUGGAUGUGAUGUGUCCUCUGAUCAGUGAGAAUGAUGUGGUUCCUCAGGAACUCCUGGAGGUGAUCUUGUCCAAUCUCCUAGAUUCCAAGCAGCUACUGCAUCCUCAAGCUCAUGAGUUGGCCAAGGAUUUAGUCAAGAGAACCUCUACCAGCAUUGAACCUUCUAUCCAAGCGUUCUUCAAUAAUGUGAUGAUCCUUGGUAGGAGCUCAACCAGUGACCUUGCGAGUCAUUCCUAUGAGCUAGUCUAUCAGCUUCAUACCAUCUCAAGUAACCUUCUCUUGGCAGUCCUACCACAGCUGGAAUUCAAACUUAAGAGCAAUGAUGAGCGAGAGAGACUGGCAGUAACCAAGCUUCUUGGACGAAUGUUUUCAGACAGAGAUUCAGAUUUAGCAACUCAGAAUAAACCACUCUGGAGCUGUUUCUUAGGAAGGUUCAGUGACAUCAGUGUGCCAAUACGGAUGGAAUGUGUCAAGUUUGUUCCCCAGUUUGUGGUCCAUCACCCCUACCUGGUCACUGAUCUGGCAGAUCGUCUACGGGAGAGAGCCCAUGACACAGAUGAGGGGGUGAGGCAAGAAGUUGUAACAGCCAUUGUUGCUGCAGCUAAAAGAGAUAUCAACAACUUGAAGGAUGAUCUUCUGACCUUGGUCAAAGAAAGAACAUUGGAUAAAAAGUGGCGUAUUCGGAAGGAAGCUGUCCUCGGCCUCGGUCAUAUCUUCAAGAAGUGGUACCACUCUACUGAUACUUCAGCUGCUGAGAAACAACAGUUACUAUGGAUAAGAGACAAAGUGCUUCAUAUGUAUUAUCAACCUAAUAUUGAAGACAGGUUACUAGUUGAAAGGAUCUUCACCAUGACCCUUGUACCUUACACCAUGGAAGUCAAAGAUAGAAUGAAGCGUCUCUAUAGACUAUUUGCUUCUGUUGAUGAGAAUUCUUGCAAGACGAUCAUUGAGAUGAUGAAAUGUCAACACUAUGUCCGUCAGCAUGUAAGGGAUCUCAUGGAAACCUUCAACAUUGAAGAUGAAGAGGAGAGGAAGAAGGCUACUGUGCCCAAAAUUGCUGCAAUUGCAAAAAUGCUGCCAGAGCCAGGCAAAGCACAGGAGCAUGUCAGGCGAAUGGUAGAUGAGUUUGCAGUAGACAAGAGAACAAGGUCUUAUAUGCUGCAGGUCAUAAGUCCCAAAGCUCUCUGCAAGAAGGCCAUUCAAGGAGUGGGAGAAGUAAUGAAGAAAUUUGGCAACCCCAAGAACCCAUCCCCUCUGUAUGAGACUAUGAAGACCUUGAUGGAACGCAUCGCCCCUCUGCUCAUCGACUCUGCUGCCAUUGAGGAGGUGGUGAAGCUGGUCGCAGCCCAGGCUAACGGGACGGCAGAUGAGGUUGAAGGGGUACCGGAGAGGGUUGUGGAGGAGAGGGGACUCAAACUUAUCCAGAUCCUGGCGCUUGUGUAUCCCCGGGGUUUCAGUACCAAGGAGUGUUAUGAGAAGCUAAUCCACAUGCUCCAGAUGGGAGAGGAUAAUGUAUCAGAUGUGGCCCUGCAGGUACUGACCCAGACAGGCCAUGACAUGCAGGCAGACUUCCCCGAUAUCGCAGGAGGUUUGGUAAAAAUUCUUGUCCUCCUAGCCAAGAAUGGCACACCGGUACAAGCCAAGAGGGCUAUCAAAUGUCUGGAUGUGGCUGUCUCCAACAAGAAAGCCAUCUUUGUUGAUCUAUUUCAGAGUGUGUGCAAGAAUAUCAGUUUGGACCAUGAGAGCCACCUGACUGCCCUGAUGACUGUUGGUCAAUUGGCCAGACUGGCACCAGACCUGUUCAGCCAACCCAUGAAGGUUCUAGUUGCCAACACAGUGGUCAAGGGAUUCCUCAUGCAAGACCAGACGGAGGCCACGCCCACCAAGGGGAUCUGGUGCCAUGACAACAUGGUUACGGAGGAAACGCAGGCAAAGAUUCGAUGUAUCAAACUUCUAGUACAUUGGUUGGAGGGUCUGAAAAGCAAUCAGAAUGGUUCAGCAACAUCCACCAUUAGACUACUCACAACUAUGAUCAAGAACGAAGGAGAUCUUAUGGAGAGAAAGAAAACAAGUAAAUCCAGUAUGUCACGCUUACGCCUUGCAGCAGGAUGUGCUAUUCUCAAGUUAGCUCGUAUCACCUCCUACGUAGAACUCAUCACCCUAGAACAGUUCCAAACAUUAGCUCUUCUUAUCAACGAUGAAUGUUACCAAGUGAGGGAGCAGUUUGCCAUGAAGCUAAACAGAGGUCUGAUCAACCUAAGACUACCUCUCAUGUACCUAAGCAUCUUCUCUCUAUGUGCCAAAGACCCAGUCCAAGAAAGUAAGACCAGGGCUUCCCAGUAUAUCAUCAGGAACAUUGCCACACGUAGAGAGUACCUCAAGAGCCAUACCCUCACUGCCACUCAAAUAAUAUCUGUGUUACCCGAGUAUGUGAUUCCAUACACCAUUCAUCUACUGACACAUGACCCUGACUUCAUGACCCUCAAAGACUCUGAAGCUCUCUCAGACAUCAAAGAAUGUAUGUGGUUCAUGUUAGAACCCUUGAUAGAUAAGGCAGAGAACUGCAGCUUCAUGCGUAAACUCUUGGAAACCAUCAAACAAAUGAAAGAUGCGCAGUGUAUUGACGACAGGAGCAGAAACAGGAAAAUGUAUGCCCUAUGUGACCUGACCUUGGGUUUACUGCAGAACAAGGCUCCAUUCCUGAUCAUCAAAGAUCAUCCAGGUGAUAUCCUUCUUCCUAGGAAACUCUUCCACAAACCCAGGAAACUGCUCCAUAACAAGGAUAACUUCCUGCCAAAACGCUUCCAGGAGCAGUUUAGUCAGGAUGACAAGAAGGAUGAAGAUCAAGCUGCUGAAUCUCCCCAAACAAAGAAAGGUAGAGGCAGGAAAGGAGCUGUCAAGAAAGAAGCAGUAGUGGAUGAAAGUGGUGAUGCCAGCAUCGUUGUCAAUGGCAACGGAGAUGAGAACAGUAGCCCUGUGGGGAAGGGUAAGAGGAAACGAGCAGUGAAAGUAGAACCAUCCACGCAACAAAAGGAAGAAGUCUCACCAAAAAAGAAAUCAAAGAGAACAAGCAAAGUAUCAGAUGACAAAAAGGAACAUCCACUCACAGAAAAGAUCAAUGAAGGCAAUAAGCCGACCUCUGGUAGGUCAUCAAGGUCAAAGGCUAACCAGGUCAAACCCGCAUCACAGGUCAAGCGAGGUCGACCGGCCAAGUCUUCCAGCCAGUCAUCGACAUCGUCUAAUUCCCAGUCAACACCCAAAAGCUCACCUGAGAAGGCACCGCAGAAGCGCACAGCAACAAAGAGAGGAGCCGCGGCAUUAGCGAGAAGUAGCAGUGAGGAUUCACAGAGUCCAGCCCUCAAGAAGUCUAAGAGGGUCAUCACAAUGAGUCCAAAGGCAAAAGCUGCUGCAGAGGAUGCAUCAGAAAGGGCAGUACGGGCCAAACAAGCUGUGAAAAAGUUAUCAAAAUCCCUGGACAGUGAACAGAAAAGACCCCGUGGUAGGAGCAAGCCCUCACCACCAACCCCCUUGAAGUCCCCCAAACCAAAACCCACCGCCAAGACUUCCUCAGGUAAAGCAAAGACAAAUUCAACAGCACCCAAAUCAGCCACGCCCAAGCCGGACACACCCAAGUCAGUUACGGCGAAAUCGAACACUACAAGUGCCACCAGGGGACGACCAUCGAAGCAAGUGGCAUCCCCAACAAAAUCCCCUGCCCCGUCCCCUAUGAAGUCAAAGACAAAUGUCAGCCUGUCAAAGGCCAAGCAACAGAGUAAACCGGCAGGAAAACAGACUAACGUUAGAAGAGCACCAGCAGCUGUCUCAAAAACUAAAUCACCCAAGAAGCUUGCUACACCUUCUGCCAAAUCUACUCCCCGUCUUUCAUCUUCAGUCAAAGGUAGAGGGCGCCCUCCCAUGGUAUCGCCAGCAAGGUCAUCCUCUUCCUCAUCAUCAUCUUCGGCCAAGUCGAUAUCGCCCGUUAAAAAGAAUUUUGUGGCGAAUAAGGUGGUCAAUUCCAAGAAGUCUACCCCAAAGUUGACAUCCCCAAUCAGGAAGUUUGCCUCAAAGGGAGGUUCAAAAGCAAAGUCUUCUGCAAUUACCAAGGGAAACACUGCAACCCCAACUAAAGCAAGUGUCACAAGAAAGAUAGCAGCUUCACCGUCGCCCAGUAAGCUUGUCAAUGGUAAAUCAUCACCUAUGAAAUCACCAGGGAAGAAGUUAAUACAAACAACACUCAAGGCCACUAUGAAGAAGAAUGUGAGGCACACUUCUCCGAAGAAGGCUAGUCCUGUGAAGGCUGCUCCUAAGAAAUCACCAGUCAAGGCAAAGCUGAAUAUAAGUCGUAAGAGUGGGAGAAGACGGUAACACAACCUCAUUGUUCUGCAACAGAAAUUUUUAACUCAAAUGUGUAAAUAGAAUACAUUCUAUCUUCUGUGUUUUAUCUAUCUAUUAAGGUUACACAAACAUGAAGAAUCUUUCCAGUUUACUUGUAAAAAAAAAAAAAUUGUUCGAAAGAAAAAUGUGUUGAAAAUCAUUUAUGUAGUUAGGCCAAAUUGUAAAUUAUUGAUAACACUUGUAAAAAUAUCAACGUGUUCUGACUUAUGAGUCAUGGUUUAAAUCUUUAUCCGGAUGAUCCCUUUUUCCAUUUUAUUGUAGGGAAAAUGUUGGGCUGGAUUAUGAAGCACAAUGAAAUUUGCCAUUUAUUUAUAUAAUGAAUAAUUCUAAUUAAUUUCAAGGCUUAUGGAAAAAGAAGAAAUUUUUCAACAUUCUUGUUUGGAUUUUUGUGGAGUAUCAAGAGAAAUUUCAUUAGGGUCUUUCAUUUAGCAUGUUUCAUUAUGUAUAGUAAACAGAUUGAAAGGAAAGGAAAUGGUCCACUUAUGGCUUGCAUGCGAUCUGUUAUGUUAGUUGUGUUGAACCAUAAUAAUUAUACCCCAGAACAAGUUUACUGACAUUAACAUAUUCGAUAAAUCAUUCACCGAGUUCGUGUACCAACAUCUUCAUAACAUUUUAUAUUCUUGCUUGCUGAUUGUAUACCAUUUCAUAAUUUCAGUCAUUGUCAAGAUUUUUAAACUUAUUUUUUUUUAAUUUAUAGCAUUUAAUGUUCCUUUUCUGAAAUAAUGCUUGGUAAUGAGAAUACUUUUUUCCAAUCUUUUGUAUUAAACUGAAGAAGUUAUUGAUUUACUUAAUGAGUAGCCAUUGGUUAUACAUCUGAUUAGUAUUUUAGCAAUAAGGCAAGUUUUCAGAAAUUGUCAUUAUUUGUUGUAAAGUGUCAUAGCCCUAUCUUGCUAUUUAUGUUCUGGGCUUAUCUUAUUCUCCCUCUUGCUUCACACCUAUUUUCAUUGAAUCAGUGAUUACCAUAAUUUUGAAAAAUAGUUGUUUGAUGUUUUUUGUUCAAGAAUAUGCGAGAACAAUCCAGUAUUAUGACUUUUUUUGUAAAGUUUGCAUUAUGAACUAACAUCAUUGAAGUAACUAUAAAUACAGGUUAUUUUUAUGUUUGUUUUGUUUUUCCAAUAUCAUUGUGUACUUCUUAUGUAAAUCUUGAGUCAUUGGUGAAAGCAAGUCUCUUGUCCACCUGUAAAAUGUGUUUUUAACCCAGAAUAGGAUAUUGAUCUUGAUAUGUAAAAAAAAUGUAAGAGGACAAGUUUGGUGCUUUUGAAUUUGUAUACUUGUACAUAAUUAUAGUCCUCAUACAAAACUUUGUUGAUGCCCAGUUUAUUAUGAGUAAGAUAAGUGAUCUAAUUCAAUUGCAUAAAUAAUAAAUCAGACAUAUUUCUUAAAAGAUAUUGAAUAUAAAUCAUUGAAGUCAUCAUAACGAUUACCUUCCAUGCUAUGCAUAAAGAUAUAUUUUAUUUAUGCCAAACUUUAUACCCAUCCCACACAUUAUCAUGCACAUCCCAGCACGUAUGAAAUUUGAACACAAAGAUAGGCAUUUAGGGAACAAGGGAUUAGAGGAAGGGGAGAAAUUUUAAAGAAAAAUUUUGGGAAGUCCAGGAUUUAUCCCUAGUAUUGCUAGUUGUAAGCCCUGUAUUAUAAAACUCAUCAACAAUAGGCUUCAAGGUAAUGUUACAAGCUACUAUAAAAGUGUCAUUCGAUUGGUGGAUAAUAAAUUUGUUAAAGAAUUCUAGCACUUGUCCUUGAAAAACCUUUCAUAAAGCAGGUCCCAGAACCAGCAAUACGAGGGACUUAAAUGAGAAACAUACAAUUAAGUGUCUUUCCAUCAUGUGAUAGAAAAUCUCUUUUAAGCUCUCAUUUGAUAAUUUAGUCAUAUUCUCAGUCUCACACAUUUACUUUUUAAAUAUAAUCGAAACUUUCCAGCACAAACUUUUCAUAUUACAGGGAUUAGAAGUCUGUCAAUGACAUCAUACUGGUUAUGUUUUGCCAUAAUUAGCAAGAAAAUCAAUUCUGUUAAGUAAAAUAUGUAUAUAUUCUUCAUUCUGGCCACUGUUCAUGAUAAAACGACAGGCGAGUUUGAAAGAUGCAUCAUGCCUCACUUCAGAAUUAUCUGCUGCCUUUUUUAAAACCUUAUUUGUAAUGGGGGGACCUUUCAAAGUGCCCGGUCUUCAAAAAUUGGGUCAUACCCUGUAUUAAAGGUUUGCUUCAGAAUCACUUAAGAUAGGAUGGUCUCCAUAUUACCUAACAAAAUUUCAUGAAUGGCCAAAAUAUCAAGUUUGUAAUAUUUCUACUUAUCUUUGCAACCUUUGUAAAUAAAAUUGUGGUCAAGACAGUUUUGGGGUGGUGAUAUUUCAUCCUGUUCCAUUUUUUCCAUCAUGUGUUUGUGUUUAAUCAAUGUAGUAGUUCUUUCUUUGGUUGUAUAAUAUUCCCAGUUUGUCACCAGAAAAGUCCUGCUAAGUUGUGUAAUUGAUUAAAACAACUACUUUUAAUUACA
Messenger RNA from Lytechinus variegatus (green sea urchin), 7619 nucleotides. Its product is annotated as sister chromatid cohesion protein PDS5 homolog A-B-like. Gene Ontology annotation, biological process: mitotic sister chromatid cohesion; DNA repair. Gene Ontology annotation, cellular component: nucleus; chromatin. The transcript has 29 exons. Bases 212 to 5098 code for a protein of 1628 amino acids. Lineage: Eukaryota; Metazoa; Echinodermata; Echinoidea; Temnopleuroida; Toxopneustidae. The record is from RefSeq and is a predicted model, not a curated record.